UAGAUUCACCCAAGCCACCUGUUGCUCCUAAGCCGAAGGCUGCCAGUCCCUUGACGCCAGUGACGGCACCCAAGUUCCCCUCGUCACCCCGGCCGGAGAGUCUUCACAGCCCCAACUCCAUGUCCAGGGGGCCGAAACCCCCCAUCGCCCCAAAGCCCAGGCUGGCCACCCCCAGCGAGUGGCGGGCCAGCUUCUACAUGAUCAAUAGCCUGAGCCAGUGCAGCAACGGCAAGCUGCCCUGCGUGGACAGGGGCCUCUGCGAGGAGCCGCGGCCCACCCCCGACGAUUACAUCGUGGUCCCCAGGGCUCCGCCGGGAGAAGAUGGACUCGGGGACAGGGGCUCUGUGGAGAACGCCGUCACGGAGGCCAGCGGGGAGGAGGGCCAGGAGGGAGGCGAGGAGAGUGACCAGGAGGGGACAGCAGCUACAGAGGACGUGGCAGCCCCAGCUGAAGCAGAGCCAAGUGGAGAGGGUGAUGAAGGUGGGCCCCCCACGCCUGAGAACGAGGUGGCUGAGAACUGUGCCUGCGACCCGGGGGCCGAGGCGCAGGGCACGAGUGAGGAAGAAGAGAAGCCGGUGGAAGAACACCACGAGGACGUCCUGGAGGCCGGGAGCCCUCGGGACGGGGAGGCCAUCUUCCCGAGCGACAUCAUUCUAAUGCACUUUGGCGUGGAGGAUCCAGCAGCUUGUGGCCCCGAGCCCGGGUCCUCUGGGACCCCCCGGGAGACAGAGGAGGAUGGUGAGGAAGGCUGCACCGAUGCAGAGCCGGAUGAGGGUGUGGACUCUGGCGGGCCCGCUGAGGGGGACACCGAAGAUGCUGGCAAGACACCCCUGGAGAGCGACGGAUUGGUCACUGGCGCCCCGGAGACGGAGGCAGCCAUAGACAGCCAGGAUCCCUCCCAGGAGGAAUGUGAGGACGCCCCCGGCGGUGGCGGCCAGGACGGUCAGGCUGAGCCUCCAGACCAGAAUGAGGAAGCUGACCUGGAAGACCUGCCAGCAGUCUCCCAGGAGGCAGGAGAAGACCCUCGAGAAGGCGAGGAGCCCCCACAGGAAGAACCGGUGGAGGAGAGCUGCCAGAUCGUUCCCUUCGAGAGUGACUGUGUGGACGACUUCGCGACUCCGCUCUCGGGGAGUCCCUACGAGCUCUUCCCGACUGAGAGCACCUCCUUCUGCAGUGAAAGCUACUCUCCUUUUCCCAAGUCGGCGAGGGGCUUAGAGUCAGAGCAGGAGCCGCAGGUGGGGGAACAUGCGGGGCAGGACCCCGUGGCUGGGACUGGAUGUGGCCGGCGUGGCUCCCUGCAGGGUGGUGCCGGAGACAGCCCCUCUGUCCCUGACGUGGUGGUCCUGCCGGAGGACGAGGAUGCCAUGGACGACGCACUCACCAACCCGUAUGAGAUGGGAGUUGGUGUGGUGUGCGGAGUGGACCCUGGGGAGGGGGAGAUGCCUGAGGACCAGGCUGCCUCAGACACCCUGAGUGGUAAUGGCACAAAGGAGGACGUGAGCUCUGAUGCCGAGGGUGGCCUGGUCCCCAUUGACAGGAAGAACGUCAUCGCGAGGGCCAGGCCCCACUCCGGGAAGGUGGCUGGCUACGUCCCAGAAACCGUCCCGGAAGAAAUGGGACCAGAAGCUGGCUCGUCAGCCAUCAGUGUUGGAGGUGCCAUCACAGAGGCGAGGAAGAUGGGCCUGUCGCUGGAGGGGAAGCCCCUGGACGUCAGCAGGGCCUUGCCAGCAAAGCCCAGAGCCUUCACAUUGUACCCUCGGUCAUUCUCCGUGGAAGGCCGGGAGAUCCCCGUGCCCCUGUACCGGGAGCCCGAGGCGUGCGGCUCAGACGCCCGCAGGAUCAGGGGCAAGGACGACAGCCUCUCUCUGCCCUGCGUGAUCGGCUCCUCCGGCAGCUUCUCCCAGCGGAGCCACCUCCCGUCCAGCGGCACCUCCACGCCGUCUUCUGUGGUCGACAUCCCGCCCCCUUUCGACCUGGCCUGCAUCACCAAAAAGCCCAUCACAAAGAGCUCACCCUCCCUCCUGGUGGAGAGCGAGCCCCCAGACAAGCACGCCAAGAAGAAGAAGUCGUCCUUCAAGCGGUUCCUGGCGCUGACCUUUAAAAAGAAGACGGAGAGCAAGGUGCACGUGGACGUCAACGUGUCUUCUUCCAGGUCCUCCUCGGAGUCCAGCUACCAUGGGCCUGCCCGGCUCCUGGAGUUGGACCGGAGGAGCCUCAGCAACUCCCCCCAGCUCAAGGUGCGGACCGGCAAGGCGCGGGCUUGCGACUCGCCCUCCUCCCUCAUCUUCUGCAGGGACAGCGGCAAGAGGAAGGGUGUCCCCUUCAGCAGGACGGUGUCCAGGGUGGAGUCCUUCGAGGACCGCUCCCGGCCUCCCUUUCUGCCCCUGCCCCUGACCAAGCCGCGUUCCAUCUCGUUCCCCAACGCCGACACCUCGGACUACGAGAACAUCCCAGCCAUGAACUCGGACUACGAGAAUAUCCAGAUUCCGCCCCGGAGGCCCGCGAGGGCCGGGACAUUUACGAAGCUGUUCGAAGAUCAGAGCAGAGCCCUGUCCACGGCGAACGAGAAUGACGGCUACGUGGACAUGAGCAGCUUUAAUGCCUUCGAGAGCAAACAGCAGAGCGCAGAGCAGGAGGCAGAAAGUGCCUACACAGAGCCCUACAAGGUCUGUCCCAUCUCAACAGCAGCCCCCAAGGAGGACCUCACGUCGGAUGAAGAGCAGGGAAGCUCGGAGGAGGAGGACAGUGCUCCAAGAGACCCCAGCCUCACCCACAAGGUGGAAGGACAGUCCAGGGCCCACGUCAUCGCACAGGAACUGCUGUCGUCGGAGAAAGCGUACGUGGAGAUGCUCCAGCACUUACAUCUGGAUUUCCACGGAGCUGUCUUGAGGACCUUGGAUGAGAUGGACCAAGAGGGCAAGGACACGUUGGCCAGGGAGGAGCUGAGACGUGGCCUGAGUGAACUCCCAGCCAUCUGCGACCUUCACCAGGGGAUCCUGGAGGAGCUGGAGGAGAGGCUGGUGCACUGGGAGAGCCAGCAGAAGGUGGCUGACGUCUUCCUGGCCCGGGAGCAGGGGUUUGAGCACCACGCCGCUCACAUCCUGCAGUUCGACAGGUACCUGAGUCUGCUUGGCGAGAGCUGCCUGCAGUCCCCACGCCUGGCAGCUGCCGUCCGGGAGUUUGAGCGGAGUCAGCAGGGGGGCGGCCAGAACGUGAAGCACCGGCUGCUGAGGGUGGUUCGGCGCCUGUUCCAGUACCAGGUCCUCCUCACAGACUAUUUAAACAACCUGUGCCCGGACUCGGCCGAGUACGAUAACACACAGGGUGCGCUGACCCUUGUCUCCAAAGUCACAGACCGCGCCAAUGACAGCAUGGAACAAGGGGAAAACCUGCAGAAGCUGGUCCACAUAGAGCACAGCGUUCGGGGCCAAGGGGAUCUCCUCCAGCCAGGAAGGGAGUUUCUGAAGGAAGGGACGCUGAUGAAAGUAACAGGGAAAAACAGACGGCCACGGCACCUGUUUCUGAUGAGCGAUGUGCUCCUAUACACGUAUCCGCAGAAGGACGGGAAGUACCGGCUGAAGAACACGCUGGCGGUGGCCAGCAUGAAGGUCAGCCGCCCGGUGAUGGAGAAAGUGCCCUACGCCCUGAAGAUCGAGACUUCCGAGUCCUGCCUGACUCUGUCUGCGAGCUCCUGUGCGGAACGGGACGAGUGGCACAGCUGCCUGAGCAGAGCCCUCCCUGAGGACCACAAGGCCCGGGCUCUGGCCGCCUUCCAGCACAGCGUGGAGAUACGCGAGAGGCUGGGGGUCAGCUUGGGAGAGAGGCCCCCCACCCUGGUGCCUGUCACACACGUGAUGAUGUGCAUGAACUGCGGCUGCGACUUCUCCCUCACCCUGAGGCGGCACCACUGCCACGCCUGCGGCAAGAUCGUCUGCCGGAACUGCUCGCGGAACAAGUACCCUCUGAAGUACCUCAAGGACCGCAUGGCCAAGGUCUGCGACGGCUGCUUCGGGGAGCUGAGGAAGAGGGGCGGGGACGUCCCAGGCCUGAUGAGAGAGCGGCCGGUGAGCAUGAGCUUCCCCCUGUCCGCCCCCCGCUUCUCGAGCAGCGCCUUCUCGUCCGUCUUCCACAGCAUCCACCCCUCGGCCUUCAAGAAGCAAAGGAAAGUCCCUUCAGCCCUGACCGAGGUGGCCGCCUCCGGAGAGGGCUCCGCCAUCAGUGGCUACCUCAGCCGGUGUAAGAAGGGCAAGCGGCACUGGAAGAAGCUCUGGUUCGUCAUCAAAGGCAAAGUGCUCUACACCUACGUGGCCAGCGAGGACACAGUGGCCAUGGAAAGCAUGCCCCUGCUAGGCUUCACCAUCGCUCCAGAGAAGGAGGAGGGCAGCAGUGAAGUAGGACCUGUAUUUCACCUUUACCACAAGAAAACCCUAUUUUAUAGCUUCAAAGCAGAGGAUUCCAAUUCUGCUCAGAGGUGGAUCGAGGCCAUGGAAGGUGCGAGUGUGUUAUAGCAGUUACCGAGCGCAUGGACUCAGAAUGCACGCCUAGGUUGAUACGUGGACCUUUCCAGAAGCCGAUCCGUGUCUCCACCCGUCCGGACACGCAGCUGGCUUCAGCACGGGACCUGAUCUUUUCCGCCGACCCCCGUUACACCUUCACGAGUGGAACCCCUAAGGGAUAUUUAUGGACCUUCCCGUCUUCAUGUUUUCCACCCCACCCCUCCACCCUCGCCAGCCCUCCCAGCAUAAACCGUUUCCAUUUCUGGUGGAAUUAAAAUUUAGUAACAUGAAGACACGGAAACUAAUGGGAAAGUACAUUUUAGAAGUGCAGGCUUUUUAGCAGAAACGAGGUGUUACAACUUUUGCUCCUGGUAAACACUGUCGCCUUUCAUCUCGUUGACGUCAGUGCCUCAGGUGGAACGGGAAACAGCCGGUAAAUGACAGCUACUCUCAUCGAAAGCACUUUAUUGUUUUACUGAGCAGCAGCCUCCAGUCUUCUGUUUUCCAAGUAAUUUACUUAAGUUGAUGGCAGUGGAGUCCUGUGGACUAAUUUGCCACCAGUACUCAGCAAAGGCGUCCGGCCGUUGGUUUGUGCGAGCCCGGCUGUGGCCGGGAGUGUCCUUCCUGCGGAGCGGGGGCCCCGCUGCACCGGAGUGGGAGGGAGGGCUCUCCUCCCAGAGACCACUGACCUGCGGGCUGACAUGACUUCAAAAGAGGAACCCCCUCCUCCCCACUGCGGUCCCAACACCACGCCCGUGCUGGAAACUCGGCUGCUGGCCCCUCCGGCCCCCGCCCUGGAGGUCGCUGCAAACCCUCCGAAGAGACAGGGUCUGCUUUAAUUUAUUGUGUGCCUUCCUGAGUUCACCCCACACGAGCCGACAGCGUGAUGCGUAUGAGAACUGUUCUUGUUAUCCACACGGUUAUCCUCCUGCUGUGUUAACAAAGCCUUGAAAGAGAUACAAGGAGAGAAAACAGGAUACGAUCAGAGGUGGAUGCGUGGUCUUGGCCGGUGGCUCUGGACGCAGCGAGGGAGCAGGGAAGUAGUGGCUUACGGAUGCUCUCCUCCCGCCGAUGACUGCUGCUCGCAAUGCUGGACAUGUUUUUACGUAAAGCAGAGUGGUGGGGGGACCCCUUGUUACUCUCAUCAAAAUAAUAAAGCAGUCGUAUCAUU
This is a messenger RNA of Vicugna pacos (alpaca), 5667 nucleotides long. NCBI's taxonomy places the organism in Eukaryota, Metazoa, Chordata, Mammalia, Artiodactyla, Camelidae. The record is from RefSeq and is a predicted model, not a curated record.